Messenger RNA from Bombus pyrosoma, 1188 nucleotides. RefSeq names its product homeobox protein 10-like. Gene Ontology annotation, biological process: regulation of transcription by RNA polymerase II; embryonic morphogenesis. Lineage: Eukaryota; Metazoa; Arthropoda; Insecta; Hymenoptera; Apidae. Gene Ontology annotation, cellular component: nucleus. Gene Ontology annotation, molecular function: DNA-binding transcription factor activity, RNA polymerase II-specific; RNA polymerase II transcription regulatory region sequence-specific DNA binding. The transcript is spliced from 3 exons. Bases 1 to 1188 code for a protein of 395 amino acids. The record is from RefSeq and is a predicted model, not a curated record.
AUGAAAUCGGUUAGAAAACCAAAAGACUUUAGCAUCGAGAGUAUUCUAGCCGAUAAAUUCAGGUUUCUUCGAAAUGACCAAUAUAUAAACCCGUCUCAAUUUAGUGUAACAAAAACUCAUGAACUUGAUUUACAGAAAGAAAAAUUUGAAAAAAAUAUUGGAACAGCCUUUGAAAUUAGUAUAGAAGAAGAUGUUGCGGUAAAUACAAAAAAUAAUUUUGCAUCCAUUAAGGAAAAUCCUGCACCGAAUCCUGCGCAGAAUUUACCGACAAACUUUGGAAUUGGCACAAGAGAUACGUAUCGAAUAAAUAAUGUGUUUAAAAAUAACGAAUUUAGUGAUGCGGAAGAUUAUGGUGUGUAUUUUCAACGAAAAAGUGAAGUUAACGUAGAAGAAAACGACGAAGUGAAUUUCAAAAUAAUCAAUUUCAAACAAUAUAAGGAUGAGGAACAUUGUAUAAGUUUGCUAAAUACUGAAGAAAAUAAUAUCGUUAACCAGUCUUAUAAAAUUUCAAAGUUCGACAUAAUUGGAAAAUGUACCACUGAUAUGAAAAGGUCCUGUUUAAUUGCUGAUGAAAAAAAACAUAUGACAGUCUAUCAACAUUUUUCAAAACCUCUUGAACAAGAGGAAUUUAAUUCCAAUGAAAUAAGCGACUCAAAAAUAACAACGCACACUGGAAAAGGACUCGUAACAAAUUCUGAAUACGUUAAACCUAAGAAGGGUGAUGAAUAUUACGAAAAAAUAAAUGAACGUUACGGUAAUGUUAAUAUAAAUGAACAACAAAAUAACAUAAUAAAUUUGAAAUUGACAAAGAUAGAAAAUAGAUCUCCGUCGUUUGAUAAUAUGAAAGAAAAGCUAAUUAAUCUUUUAAAUAACAAAACAGAUUAUGUAGAAGUAAUGAAAAAUGCAACAGAGUUAGAAUGGCUUCGAUGUACAAGGUAUAAACCUCCAAAAAUUCCUAGAAAACGUGCGAUUGGGAAAAAUAGACGAAAGCCCAGUCUUCAUCCUCGAAUACCAUUUUCAACUUUUCAAUUGGAUUUUCUCGAGCAGCAAUUUCAGAACAAUGCUUAUCUUUCAAAAGACAACGUAUUGGAGAUAUCAAAUGUCUUAAAUCUUCCUCCUAACAGGAUAAAGAUUUGGUUUCAAAAUCGACGUGCCAGGGAGCGACGUGAAUUUUGUAUUAAUAUAUAA